Molecule: messenger RNA, 4375 nt
Organism: Anopheles bellator
Lineage: Eukaryota; Metazoa; Arthropoda; Insecta; Diptera; Culicidae
Product: nephrin-like
Exons: 22
Coding region: 1-4173 (1390 amino acids)
Molecular function (GO): protein binding
Source: RefSeq, a predicted model, not a curated record
AUGAAUCUUCAAAUGCAGCUCACCAGACUUCUAGCCGUAGUGCUAACAGUGCUGCCGGUACUGGAAUGCUUGGCACAGCAAAAGUUCCGCAUCGUCCCGCGCGAUCUGCAGGUACUGGAGGGUACCGAGGCGCUACUCCGCUGUGAGAUCUACAAUCUCGUCGGGGCCGUCCAGUGGACGAAGGAUGGAUUCGCACUGGGCUUUUCCCACACGAUACCGGGGUACCCGCGGUACUCGGUGCUGGCCGACCGGAACCAGGGUAUCUACAAUCUGCGAAUAUCGAACGCAUCGAUCGAGGACGACGCCGAGUACCAGUGCCAGGUCGGGCCGGCCAAGUUCAACUCGGCGAUCCGUGCCAACGCCAGGCUGACCGUGAUAUCUCCACCGUCGUCGAUCGAGAUCCAGGGCUACAGCCGGAACGCGAAGGUCGAGGUACGGGAAGGGCAGGACCUCGCGCUGACCUGCGUCGUGUCGAACGCCAAACCGGUCGCCCAGAUCGUGUGGUACCGGGGCAAGACGGAAUUCAAAUCCGACACGAUCGAGAACAAGGUGACGGAAACGGAGGGCAAACGGUACACGGUGACGUCGCUGCUGCGCAUCAAACCGGGCUCGGAGGACGACUACAUGGAGUACACGUGCCAGGCGAAGCACAAAGCCUUGCAGCCGGAUCGCCCGAUGCAAACGAAGGUUCAACUGUCCGUGCUGUAUCCCCCGGGAGAGCCACAGAUUGAAGGAUUCACACCGGGCGAAGUGCUGCGUCGGGGCCAAAACGUGGAGCUCAUCUGCCGGAGCCGCGGUGGCAAUCCACCGGCCCAGCUGAUCUGGUACAAGAACGACGUCCAGGUCCGGAUGGCGUACCGCACCACGGACCGGCUGUCGGAGAACAUCUACUCGUUCGUGGCGGAAGAAGCCGACAACAAGGCUCGGUUGCGCUGCGAGGCCAACAACGUCAUGAUUUCGGCUCCACUCAAAACGGAAAUCACCCUGAGCGUACUGUUUGCCCCCACACAAGUGACCAUUUCCGGAGCUUCCGAGGCGCGCACCGGAGACGUGGUGGCGUUGCAGUGUCAAACGGCACCGUCGAAUCCGCCGGCCGAGAUUAAGUGGAGUGUCAGCGGGCACCACAUGAAGAACACCACGUCCAGGACGAUCGAGAACCAUGACGGUGGAUGGAUAACCGUUUCCAACAUCUCCGUGCCGGUGGAGGCGAACAAGCGUUCGCUGGUGGUGAUCUGCCACGGACUGAACAUGCAGCUGACGGAAAACGUGAUCUCGACCCACACGGUCAAUGUUUUAUUGCCACCCAGCCAGCCCACCAUCACCGGGUAUACCGAGGGCACCGUCAUAGCGGCGGGAUCGGUGCAACGUCUUCAGUGCAGUUCCGGCGGCGGUAACCCGCUGGCCACACUGACGUGGUUCAAGAACGACAAAAAGCUCAAUUCCGUCACGAAAGCAACAGACAAGUUGGUCUCGUCGGAACUGUCGAUCCUGGUGAACGCGACCGACAACCAGGCCAAGUACCGGUGCGAGGCCCACAACUCGGCCACCGAGAUCCCGCUGUCCACUGCCCGGACGCUCGCCGUCAACUUUCCACCGGAAACGGUUAAAAUCAAAAUCAUACCCCCGGAGCUGAAGCCCGGCGUCGAGGCGACCCUAAUCUGCGACUCGAGCUCCAGCAAUCCACCGGCCACGAUCUCGUGGUGGCGCGAUGGGAUCGCCGUCGAUGGCACCAACAACGCCACGAAGACCGGUCUGUGGGGCGGGUUCGUGUCGUCGCUCGAGCUGAAGGUGAACAUCAGCCAGGACAUGGACGGGAACGUGUACACGUGCCAGAGCGCAAACGAGGCGCUCCAGCGGAACGUCCACGAGGCCAUCAAGCUGCAAGUGCUCUAUCCACCCAAAUUUAAACCACCACCGUCAUCGACCGUGGUCGGUGCCGAAGGAGAACCACUGACCGUCGCCAUGGUGGCCACCGGUAACCCGAUGUCGAUCUCGUACACCUGGACCAAAGACGGACUGCCGAUCCUCUCGACAGCAGGCGCCCAGCGGAUAGUCUCGGAGGGACCGAUCCUGAACAUCACGCGCCUCAACCGGAACGACACCGGCAUCUACACCUGCGAAGCUGUCAACUCCCAGGGGUCGGCGAUGAUUAAUAUCUCCGUCGUAGUCGAGUACGGUGCAUCGAUCCAGUCCAUCUCGGAGAACGUUACCGUGAGCCCGGGCGAAGAAGCGAUGCUGUCGUGCACGGUCGAAGGUAAACCGCUGACCGAGGAGCACAUUCGCUGGGAGCGCAUCGGGUACGAUAUGACCAUCAAAACGUCGACGACGUUCGCGAACGGCACCAGCUACCUGCACGUGAAGAACGCGCUCCGGGAGGACGUCGGCAACUUCCGGUGUAUCGCCGACAACCGCGUGGCGAACCCGACCAGCCGCGACGUGCUGCUAAUCGUGAAGUUUGCACCGGAGAUUGACAAAUCGCCGGUGAUGCUGCGGGCGGCCGCCGGGUUCGGAGAGCGCGCUCGGUUGCCGUGCCGGGCACAGUCAGCACCGCGGCCCAAGUUCUACUGGUCCCGGGCCGGCCAGGUGCUGAACGUGAACCAGACGGCCAAGUUCUACGUCGAGAACAAGCAGAUCGACGCGCUGACGUACGAAUCGAUUCUGGUGGUCGAGCGGGUGGCGGCCAACGACUACGGUCUGUAUGAGUGCAUCGUCCGGAACGAGCUGGGCAACGUGAAGGAGAAGGUCCGGCUGGACGUGACGUCACCGCCCGACCCGCCCGUCAGCCUGAAUGUGCUCAACGUGACCCACGACUCGGUGACCGUCGCCUGGACGCCCGGAUUUGACGGUGGCAUGAAGGCGAACUAUCGCGUCCGGUACCGGGAGGUGAACAGCGAGCGGUACUGGUACGAGGACAGUCAGCCCAACUCGUACAAGCUGACGAUCGGCGGCCUGCGGAUGAACACGCUUUACGUGUUCUCGAUUAUGGCUUCGAACGGACUCGGCUCCAGCCGCUACCUUCCCGACGUGACACGGGCCCACACGAAAGACACUCCACCGUCGCAACCGGCGUCGUCGCUGGGCAGCAAAACGGCCUCCUCGCAGUCGACCGGCGGCAGCAUCGGAGCGUCCGGCAUCGUGCUGUUGGUGGGGGUGGCCGCCGGCAUCUGUCUCGUGCUGCUCAACAUCAUCCUGAUCGGCUGCUGCAUCCAUCGGCGCACCGUGCACAAGCGCAUCAAGCGGGGCGAAACGCUGUCGAGUGUCUCGGAAAAGAGUGACGCUUACUCGAGCGACGCUAAUCGUCCCGACUACACGGACGACACUACCAGCAAGUCCGCUUCGACAUAUCUCGUGGAGAACGGGGACAUGCCGCCGCCUCGCUACCAGAAGGAAGGCACCCUUCCACCGUACCCUAACAAUAUCAAUGGAGCUUACGCCCGUACCUUGCCCCAUCCGCGGCACAACCCGGUGAACUAUCAGCAGCGUAGCCACGACGAUCAGAUGAUCGAGCGCAGUAGCUACGUGACCGCUCCGUCCCCAGGACCACCGUUCGAUGGGUCCUACUACAACAUGAACAGCGAUCGCUACCUGUCGUAUCCUCCGAUGCAGGACUACUCGGCGAUGGAGAUGUCGACUCCGCCGCCACCGGUUAUACCGGCGCUGCCCAAGAACACCGGGACACUGACGCGUAUGACGCGACCGAUGGUGCCACCACCGGAUGUCACGUACCACGCGCAGUCCGUCGUCAGCGAGACCUCCUCGUCGCCGCAGCACAUGGGCACGGCCAACACGGUGUUGUCGGGCACGGGUGCCAUGAUACCGCCGCAGCCAGCACCGAAGCCUCUGCAAGGUAUCCUGAAGGACCCGAAGCGAAACAGCAGUGCCAGCAACGGUAGUCAGCACCAGCAGCUCCAGCAUCCAGCGAUCGGUGGUGGUGGGCAGUUGAUCGCCGUGCAGAACCCAUCGCCGGUACCGCUCGGAUCGGUCCCGGGGAUCCCGCUCGUCGGCAGCACCUUCCUGGGGCCGUCCAGCGUCAGCAACGCACCGUCCGGGACGCUCGGUACCAGCAGCCUUGGCAACAGUCUGCUGAUCGGCAGCUACGACCCGAGUGCCACCAACCUGAGCUCCUUCAACGCGUCCUUCGGCUUCACCGACGCCGACGGUCACCUGGUGUAGAAGUUAGCCGCCGGGCCCGGCAGACUGGCUCAGUAGUAGCUCCCGACGUUGCCAAACCCGACGCCAUCGGCACUGGAGACGGAACGGGCUUCGCUCGGCUCUCAUGAAUAAAAAGCAGCGUGUUGGAAAUGCUGCGUUGACUGUGAUAAAACUUUGCUAGCGUAAUGUGUAAUUAAAUGGCGGUGGAUGGCGGUGGACCGGG